Messenger RNA from Entelurus aequoreus (snake pipefish), 1788 nucleotides. It is a transcript of the gene ccdc92, whose product is annotated as coiled-coil domain containing 92. The coding region runs from base 164 to 1150 and encodes 328 amino acids. The record is from RefSeq and is a predicted model, not a curated record. Lineage: Eukaryota; Metazoa; Chordata; Actinopteri; Syngnathiformes; Syngnathidae. The transcript has 4 exons.
GGAGAUGACAGCGACUUGACGCAGGCGAGGCGAGGCGAGGCGAGGCGAGGCGCAGCGUCCUGAAAGUCAGCCGCCGGUGGCUUCCGUCCGUCCGUCCGUCCGUGCGUUCCUCCGCAGCUUUACCGUCUCCCGUCAACAGCCGCCUUGUUUGUAGUCACAAGCCAUGGCAUCAGCCAACGUCCCGCUGGAGAAUCAGCUGCACAGCGCCCAGAAAAACCUGCUCUUCCUCCAGCAGGACCACGCCAACACACUGAAGGGGCUGCAUGCAGAGAUCCGCCGACUACAGCAGCAAUGCACAGAUUUGACAUACGAGCUCACUGUGCGAAGCUCCGAUCCUUCCGACAUGGGUGAGGUGCGAUGCCGAGAGCUGCAAAGAAGGUGUGAAGAGCUGGAGGCAGAGCUGAAGAAGAAGGAGGAGGAAAACACGGAGCUGCUCAGGGAUCUGGAGCAGAAGAACGCCAUGAUCUUUGUUCUGGAAAACACCAUCAAGGAGAGGGAGAAGAAGUACCUGGAGGAGCUGAAGAUGAAGAGCCACAAACUGGCCGUGUUGUCGGGGGAACUGGAGCAGAGAGCGAGCACCAUCGCUUAUCUGACCUCACAGCUUCACGCCACUAAGAAGAAACUGCUGGCCGGCAGCUCAUCAGAGGCCAGCCCAAAUGUCAGCCCGGUCACGUCCUUCAAGCCCACGCCCCCUCCGCCCAAAGACAGGCAGCCUGAGACCCCACGCCGCCGCAUGAGGAAGAGCCUCUCCCAGCCCCUCCACCCCGAGCUGACAGAGGUGUACCGCCUCGGCCCGGACGGGAAGCGGGUGGUUCUGCGGGACACAGUGGACGCUAUGCCCGACCCCACACCCUUCCUGCAGGCUGGGAAAGAUUCUCCCGAGCUGCAGGUGCUGCGAGAAAGACCCGCCGUCAUCCCGCCCAUCGCCUCCGAACGCCCGCCCGUGCCUCCGCUGGGAGCCACGGCCAGCCCUCGCCACAGCCCGGCUCGGGACCGCCAGUACAGAGCCCACGUCGGAGUGGCCCACCGCAUCCCCCACGGAGCCCCUUCUUCGGCCCCGCCCCAGGCACAGCUGGAGACGCUAGCGGUGGAUCAGGUGAAGCAAGAAAAGGUGGUGAGGAAGCGUUCUGGAGCCGACAGGACAGUUUAAAAGCAUAACACUUGCACACAAAUAUUAUACAACACUGUGUAGCCCGCUUUAUAUGCAACACUGAACAUGACAUCUUCAUGCACAUUUGAAAAAGGACAACUGCCAAGCAUGCCAAAUGUUUCUUAUUUGCGGCAAGUGUUGUCUUUUACACGCAUCACGCUGUGCUGUGCUGUGCUGUGCUGUGCUGUGCGGCGCCUUCCUCAGCCAAAUAUCUGCAUCAGUCACACACAUCUCUAUACCCACCUUCCAAGAUGGCAUAGCACCACAUUCUACUUGCAACAUCACAAUAAGAACAAUACUGUACGUUGGUGAAAGAGACGUCCUUUAGCCUUUGCUGAGCUGGCAGCAGCACAUGUCAAGUCAUCAUCAUCAACAUGCAACAGAACAUGUCUCUGAGGAGAACAUGUUUCAGCAAAAUCAUCUUCUUUUUUUAAGCCACUGCUCUAAUAGGAUUUUGUGAUAAUAGUAAUUAUACUUUAUAAAGGCUGUACAUUUGUAAGGGAUUGUUUUUUUAAUUUAUUAGAGAAUACCACAACACCUCAGAUGGUAAUUACUGUCACUUUAUACCCUGCUUUUCACGUAACACUUGUCCUUCAAUAAUAAUCACACAAUAAAGCAAUGCUUUCUUGUUUGCCUAA